GAAGGAACCAAAAAAAAAAAAAAGGUCAAAAAACUAAAAAGUUGUACAGCAGUAGUUGGAGAAAAAUGGGAUUAAUUUCAAUAAUUAUUUCCAGAUAUCUUCGACACCAGGAAAGUCUUUCCACCAAAGAAUUUCUCACACACACACACACACACACAGUCUCUCUCUACUGUACAGACAACUACACAGAGCAAAAGGGAAGAGGCGAUUUGAGCUUUUAAUCUAACCUUUGUAAAGUAACUGGGGGAAGAAAAAGAUUCAAUCUUUGAAGAUCAGUUUGUCAGUCCGACCUUGAGUUCACCACUCAAAAGCAAGUUCUAAUGGACUCCAAGUCCUUCAAAUUCAUAACCCACCAAUCAUUCUUCGCGGCCGUAAGGGAACAGGACCUUGAGGCCAUCAAGAGGCUCGUACAAGAUCAUGGGUCGGAUCCAUCUUCUUUGAUGAGCUUACAGAAUGAUGCAGGAGAGACCGCUCUGUAUAUAGCUUCAGAGAACAAUUUUGUUGAGGUUGUUACCUAUUUUCUGAACUUCUGUGAUCUGGAGAUUGUGGUGAUCAAGUCUAAAGCUGAUAUGAAUGCUUUUCAUGUUGCUGCUGCUCGUGGACACUUGGGUAAGCUCAUCAAUUCGAUCUUCUGUGUCUCUUGCUUGAUUGUUCAAUUUUUGUUUCUUCUUGUGUUUCGAUAUGUGUAUUUAGAUGGUUGUAAAUCAAGUCCGAAAACAGAAUUGAAGUUGGGGAAUGAAUGACUAGUGAAAAGGUUGCAGGGGUUUUAUUAGUAUAGUUUUUUUUAUCUUUGUUUGGAUUGUUUGAUAUCCGGGUUUUAGUCCUUGUGUAGUAUCAGACUAGGUCCUUAAUUUGUAUCGGAAUUGUUAAAUAGAGAUGAGAAAUAUAUUUUGUCCCAACUAUUAAUAAGUCUUUUGUUGGUUUGUUUGGCUGAUGCCUACCUUAGGGACUAGAAAACUGAAGGAAAUUCAGAAGAUGGGAAAAUUCCUGAGUGUUUGAGAGUCUGUCAGUCUGUCUUUUCUGGUUUUCCUCUUGUUUUUAUCAAUGAUAAACUACAAGGCAUGCCCAAAGGAUCAGUAGAAAAUGAUCUACUUCAUGUUAAUUUGGAAAACGAUGGAAUCCUUGGUGCAAUUACUAUCUAGUUUUGAGAAGGGAAUCGAUAUAUGAUCAUUUUUCACCAGUAAUCAGGUGGAUUGUUAUUUUCAUAUUUCCUGUUCUGUAGCUGAAGUAAAGUUUGUCAGCAGAAUAUUGAUAUUUGUUUGUCCCAAUAAUUUCUUCUAGCUCACUAAAUUUCAAUUGAUCUCAUCCCUUUGUUUACUUACAGGUGAGGUCACCCUGUGUACUUUGAUGUCCAGCUGAAAAACCCUCCAUAAAGUUAGAGUGCUUGAUUGAAAUUUAAAGAUUCCUGGAAUACAUAUCAAAUUUUCAGUGUCUUUGCCAUAUAUAUUACUAGUCUAGCAAUUUCCAUAUGGAGGUGUACAUUACAAUCCGAAUAAUGAAUAAUCAAUAUAGUAGGUUGAAAAUCCUGUGAUAGUUUCAUGACAUGAUAUGCUCUUACCUGCAGAAAUCGUGAAGACAUUUUUGAGCAUGUGGCCUGAGCUCUGUAGCGUUUGCAACUCUUCAAACACAAGUCCCCUUUACUCAGCUUCUACCCAUGGACAUGUAGACGUGGUGAAUGCCAUAUUAGAUGCUGAUAUAAGCUCCAUUCAGAUUGUGAGGAAGAAUGGGAAAACUGCAUUACAUACAGUCGCGAGAUAUGGCCUUGUACCCAUUGUCAAAAUUUUAAUUGAAAGAGAUCCUGGGAUUGUGUCUAUUAAGGAUAAGAAGGGCCAGACAGCACUGCAUAUGGCUGCAAAGGGUCAAGAUGUCACAGUUAUAGAGGACUUACUUGAUGCUGAUCAUUCAAUCUUAAAUGAACGUGAUAAAAAGGGAAAUACAGCUAUUCAUAUAGCUACUAGGAAAGUUCGCUCUCAGAUAUUAAGCUUUUUGCUUUCCUACACGUCCAUCGAAGUCAAUGCCAUUAACAAUCAACAUGAGACUGCAAUGGACAUAGCUGACAAACUCCAAUAUGGAGUGCCAGCUUUGGAAAUUAAGGAGGCCCUGCAAGAGGCUGGAGCUAAACAUGCAAGGUAUAUUGGCCAAGUUGAUGUGAAUAAGGAACUCAAACGGGCCGUGAGUGAUAUUAAGCAUGAAGUGCAUUCUCAGCUACUGCAAAAUGAGAAGACCCAGAGGCGGGUUUCUGGCAUUGCCAAAGAACUAAAGAAAAUCCAUAGAGAAGCUGUCCAGAAUACUAUCAACUCAGUAACGGUUAUUGCUGUCCUCUUUGCCUCCAUAGCGUUCUUGGCUAUGUUCAACUUGCCUGGCCAGUAUUAUAAGUCUGGACCAGAAGCUGGAAAGGCUUAUAUAUCCGGAACAGUUGCCUUCAGAGUAUUUUGUCUCCUGAAUGCGACCUCGCUUUUCAUUUCUUUAGCAGUAGUUGUUGUUCAGAUCACUUUGGUAGCAUGGGACACGACAUCUCAGAAACUAAUUGUUUCAAUUGUGAACAAAUUAAUGUGGGCUGCCGGCAUCAGCACAUGUGGAGCAUAUUUAGCCAUAGCAUUUGUAGUCGUGGGAAAUAAGAGCACUUGGAUGGCCAUCACUAUAACAGUUGUUGGCGUACCUAUUCUUGUUGGAACUCUGAUUAGCUUGUGUUACUUUGUAUUUCGGCAACAUUUUGGGGUUUUUGGGAGUGAUUCUCAGAGGCGGAUUAGAAGGGCAAGUGGAAGCAAGUCAUUCUCAUGGUCAUAUUCUGCUAAUAUUUCUGACAUGGAAGACUACAAUUCCGAUGAUAAAAUCUAUGCUCUGUGAAAAUAUGAGGCAUUUGGUCGGACUGAUUACCUUCUGGGGCCUUGAAUGCCUGCAACUGGUGAUUGUAGCAUGUGCUCAUUGUUGGCCAUGCUUCAUUUCUUACCGGUAUGUCCUACUGAAGCUAGUUUUACAACUUGUGCAGUUCUGAUUUUGAAAUACCUAGGAGAUUUUGUGGUGUCUGGUUGUAUCUGUAGAAAUAAGAAUGUAGAUUUCUUGUACAUAUGCAAGAGAGCUGUUGAGUGAUUAAAGGAUUUUGAUCUCGCUUUCGUACCCAGUUGACUCCUUGAUGAUUCGGGAAUUGGAUUGAUAAUGAUGAUAUUAAAUUCCUUCAGAACUUCAGGACAUGCUCCAGCUGGGAGCUUGACUACUAUAUUAAAACGUAUAAUAUGAUGAAUGAUUCCAUUUCUCUGAUUUAUGCUCCUUCAUUUGCAUCGAUGCUACCUUGUUAGCAGGUUUUUAUUGGAAAAAAUAGAGCUACCUUGUUGAUAGUUGCAGAACCGUUUACUUAAAAACUGAUGUAAUGGCCUUAUCUGAGGUGGUGAAAUGGAUCAUCCAAUCCAUCAUGACAUGGUCUCCGAUUAAAAGUAUAAUACUAGUAUGAGAAAGUGAC
This is a messenger RNA of Oldenlandia corymbosa var. corymbosa, 3457 nucleotides long. NCBI's taxonomy places the organism in Eukaryota, Viridiplantae, Streptophyta, Magnoliopsida, Gentianales, Rubiaceae. The record is from the annotation of a GenBank genome assembly.